CAUCUGGACACGCCAUCAUGCGGCGCCACGGACCAGGCAUCUGCUAUGCCUUCCAACGAGGCCAAUGCCAUCGUGGAGCAGCGUGCCAUUAUUCGCAUGAACCCACAGCACGCAACACACGUCAAGGCACUAAGAGAGACAAGGACACAACUUCGCCAGAGCUCGAUACCUGGAAAGACAUGGCCUUCCAAAAGUCUCNNCCCCUCGGAUUUGGCCUAGGCAAGUUUUUCGGUCAGGCACUGCGCUUGGUCCAGCUCGAUGAUGCUUGUCGUCAAGAAGUCAUCAAGAGCCUCGCAACCGACAAAGGUUUGCACAAGGUUCUCGAACUUGUCAACCAGAAGUUCCAAGGCAUGACAGAUAAGGUCCUCGUGCAUAUCUUCGUCUCUCAGAUCAGUCCUUUCUUCCGUGUCCUCUCUGAAGAGCAUGUCAUGUCUUCGCCUCUUCUCGAACGCCAUCUCGGAGAUAUUUGCCAGUUUCUCUGUGGUGUGGGAGGUAGCAGAGGCGAGGGACUCNUUGCUGCUGUCGUCCGCGCCCUUAACGCACUCUUACAGAAGUCCGACAUUGAGUUCUUCACCUCGCUCGAAGCUUCUCUUGCCGUUCUUAUGAAGCUCGUGAAAUUUAACAGCACAGCAAAGGUCACGCCUUGUUUCUCAGCAUAUGCAUCUGCUUUGGCCGUCAUGUUGACACCUCAAUCUGACCCAGCUGCAGACAAUUUGCGCUAUCAAGCGGCAAAGCACCUGGACAGUAUCAACAAACGCCUAGGCAUCGGCACAUCAAUUCGCAAUAUCGGAUCAGUUAUCACCGAAGACACCGCUUCGAAACCAACAUUCUCUCUGCAACGCAGUCUUCCUGGAAGACUUCUCAAUGGAAGGCCUCGGCACAACAAUGACUUCGACUCGAUCGAAAAGAUUCAGAUCAUGCCAACAUCGGAAGAAAUCCAGAGUACGCAUGCAGAGUACCUUCCCUUGCAGGAUCCAUCUACCUGGCACAAGGCAGGUGUUGCAGGUCUUAUUGAUCGCCACUUCAGAUUGCUGCGUGAGGACACUAUCGGUCAGCUGCGUGAUAGUGCUCGUGUCGAACUCGAAGCUCUUCAGGGAAUGGAACCACAGCGCGGCAAGUCAACGCUUCGAAAUGUCCUCGUUGAAUUACCGAAGUUCGACUCUCUCAGAGGCUUGGAGUUUGUCAUCAGCUUCGAUCAGCCACCAGAGCUCAGAUCAAAAUCAAAGAAGCAACGUCAGGACUGGUGGGCUCAUUCAAAGAGAUUGGAUGGUGAUGCUCUCAUUUGUCUCAUCAGCUCGACCAAGGCUUUUGUCUUCUGCAGUGUCUGCUUUCCACACGACCCAUCAAAGCGACCUAAGGAUCAGGAGAAAGUUUUCGACCCACACCGAAACAUCGUCUCGCACUCCGACAACCGUGUUCGUGUGAUUGCCCGACCUAGUGAGAUGAACGCUGAGAGUAUUACUCACAUUCUUGUGCUUCUUCCUGCAUUCCUGCCCACCCUCACCGCGCUGAAGACUAUCUCCAGAAACGGGAAUCUGCCCUUCUCCGACUUCCUUGCUCCUUCCCAAGGUAGCGGAGAAAGUACUGUGGUCGUUCCACCACCCGCAUAUUCUCAGAGAGCUGGAUUUAGCUUCAAACUUGACUCUAUCAUCAAAGAGGGGACUUCAGCUUUCAAUCCUACAAAGUUCAAGCGAUCCGACAUUGAUGCUCUCCAUAAGGUAUCGACCUUGGAUAACACGCAAGCUUCUGCUCUACUGAGCUCACUCUCUAGGUCAUUCGCGCUCAUUCAGGGCCCUCCUGGAACCGGGAAAAGCUAUACCGGUGUUGCUUUGAUGAAGACCUUGGUGAGCAACAAANAGGCAGCUGCUCUUGGCCCCAUUCUGGUCGUCACCUUUACAAACCAUGCUCUGGAUCAGUUUCUCGAACAUCUACUCGACCAGGGCAUCACCCAAAUAAUCAGACUAGGCUCAAACUCAAGAUCCGAGCGCAUGGCUGAUAUCAACCUC
This is a messenger RNA of Aureobasidium musti, 2006 nucleotides long. The record is from the annotation of a GenBank genome assembly. Lineage: Eukaryota; Fungi; Ascomycota; Dothideomycetes; Dothideales; Saccotheciaceae.